Messenger RNA from Psylliodes chrysocephalus, 15217 nucleotides. Lineage: Eukaryota; Metazoa; Arthropoda; Insecta; Coleoptera; Chrysomelidae. The record is from the annotation of a GenBank genome assembly.
CUCUCUGCUUGCCUGGCGCUUUCCGUUCGUUGAAACUAAGGCGUACGAAGGGCUUACGGCGCGACCGAAUAACACUCAAAGCCAAACAAAAACCGUACAGCUGCAUCAGUCGAAUCAGUCGUCUUUCGUAUAUCGGUGGGGGUGAGUUUCAAACUGACUGUCACGCGUGCUAGAGCUCUUCCCUUGUUCGUUGGAAUAUCUGUUACGUUUUUGGAGAUUGGAUUUUGUGUUUUUUGUGUGAAUAAUGUUGUUCGAGAAUCCCCCUGGCAAGUUAUUUACGCCGUAUAGUGUACCACCCCCUGUUUCGGUAUUACCGCCGCCUAUUCUUGGCUCUGGUAUGGGUGAAGGAAACGGUCUCAUCGACCACCAUGAACUACACAACGCCUUAGUACCUAUAAAUGGCAGCCAUUCUGGUUCUUCUGGUCGCAGCACCCCAAAUAAUUCCAAUGAUCCUGCUCCAGGAAAGCUCUUCGUCGGCGGUUUGAGUUGGCAAACGUCAAGCGACAAACUCAAGGAGUACUUUGGAAUGUUUGGCAAUGUUACAGACGUCUUGAUCAUGAAAGACCCAGUUACACAGAGGAGCAGAGGCUUCGGUUUCAUCACUUUCUCAGAACCGUCGAGCGUAGACAACGUUCUAAAAGUUCCAAUUCACACGUUGGACGGCAAAAAGAUAGAUCCGAAACACGCUACGCCUAAGAAUCGACCAAAACAGCCUAACAAGACGAAAAAAAUCUUCGUAGGAGGUGUCAGUCAAGACACUUCGGCCGACGAAGUCAAGGCCUAUUUUAGUCAAUUCGGAAAGGUCGAAGAAACUGUAAUGUUAAUGGACCAACAGACAAAGAGACACAGAGGAUUUGGAUUUGUCACAUUCGAGAACGAAGAUGUCGUCGAUAGAGUGUGCGAGAUCCAUUUUCAUACUAUAAAGAACAAAAAGGUGGAAUGCAAGAAAGCCCAACCGAAAGAAGCAGUCCAAGCGAGCGCCCAACUAUUAGGCAAGCGUUUGAUGUUGACCGGUUUGGGCAUGCGCGCAAUAGCCCCUGCCCCGGGAGGCGUGUUAACCACCGUAAAUCCAUUAAGUUUGAACAGCCAAGCGCAAGCUCAUUUACAGGCAGUACAAGCUGCAGCGGCAGCUGCUCAAGCUCAACCAAUGGCGCUAGCAACCUAUGGAAAAUUAUUUGGAGCAUACCCGCAUCUUGCCAGCUACCGUUACUCACCGUAUCCUCUAUCGUCAAUGAGCGCAGGAGCGGCGGGUGCGAACAAUCCCGGACAGGCACCCCAAGGUGCUCCACCCCAAGGACUGGCACCACCUGUUCCAGCCAGUCCUUACCAAGGAUAUAAUCUUACCAAUGUCGAUAUGUCAUCAUUCCAAGGCGUAGAUUGGGGAUCUAUGUACGGCGUCGGCAUGUAUGUCUAAAUGCUCAUACAUUGUUUACUUAUUCUUUUGUAUUAGUUGUUUAUUGUGAAAGGACUUCCAGAAAAAACGAUACAUUUCCAUUAGGGGCUGAAUCCUGCAUCUUCUUUAAUUUUAAAAUCGUAUCCAAAAGUUUUCUAAGCGGUUUGAAAAUUCGCGCCGGCAUAAAGGAAGGAUAUUUUCUUUUUCAAUUAUUGACAAUAAAAUUAGUAUUAUACAUUGCGUAAAUUGUACUUUAUUUACAAAUUUUGUAGGACAAGUGAAAAAUUGAUAGUAUUUAUGGAGUACCUGUAUGUUGUGCUCAAUUUUAAACUAGCAGAAUAUAUGACAGUAGAAAUAGUUAAUAUUGUUAAAAGUGAAUAGGUACUUCUUCUUGGAUUUGUUUACAAUAUAUGAAAAACGAAAAAUAACAAUUUUAAAAAAUAAUUUUUUACAAAAAUUAAUAAGCACAAAGUGAUAUACAGAAUUUCUCCUUACUAAGCUGAUGACAAUAUAUGUUGAAUACAUAUCUUUGUGUAAAAUGAGCAAUAUAGAAUAAAAUACUAAAUAAUGUUUUAAGGCAAAGUUUUGAUUUUUUUAUCGACCAAUUACAGAUAUUUUGCUGUGAUCUGACUCAUUUUGAUAUAAUUAUAUAACAGGAAAAAAACGGAAAUCAACAGUGAAGAUCGUGUUGGCUAUUAAACAAUUGUUUAAUAUAAAUAUGGCUUUAAAAAUGAAAAAUUUAAAAUAAGAAUAAAAAUAGUUCUUGGCGUAGUUCUUCUUGGUGAUGUUGCAGCUUCUCUCUGUAUAACACAUAAAUAGUCUUAAUCCCAUCUGGAUAACGUUCCCAAAAUGUGUCUCUAGAAUCACCCAUUUUUUAUUCGCCUCUUAGAGUAGGCAGAUUAUACCUAGGAUCAAUUCUAUUUAUUCCACCAAUACUCCUGUGAAGUUUGAUCCCAUAUUCACAGGAAUCUUUCUUUUGAUUAUCUUCUUACUCAGUCAACACUUACUCCACAAAUUUUCCAAUAAAAUGCAUUUUUAAAUAUUCUUUAGCGAUUUAGGAUUUGUAAUUUCUUUAAAGGGUUUUUUUAAUUUCCAAACAAAACCUCUCAAAAUAUUUCCUUUAUUUAAAAGAUUUUAUCUUUGAGGCCCUACAAUACAACGUUUAAUAAGAAAGGAUAUAAGAAGAUAACUAGUUCUUUCAGUGUAUCCUAAAUUUAGCAUUUACAUUGUUCUUCCAAGUUGUCCGUUUCUUCACCCUGUUGGAGAUUGUUCCAUGCUAUUUUAAUGAAUCUUUCCUGGUCUAUUUUGCCUUUAUGCUGGUUUCGUUCUAAUUUUUUCUUCUUACCCGAUAGUAAAAGGAUUUCUCACUUUCUUUUCUGAAUUAUUUGAUAUUUCUGGCGUUUCUCUUAGUAUUUAUAACAUUUGAUCCAGUCUACUUUUACAAUAGCAAGAAUUCAUCAAUUUUUAGCUAAUUGGUUGUCUACAUAAAACAAAACUGUUCAUAAUACAUAUCAUACUGCUUUUAAAAAGUAUUACAAGCAAUAUAAGAUGAAUAAUAAGGCUCAUAAAUACUGGGACGUAUCGAUUCCCAUGCAAUGGUUUCGGUUUACACUUUGUGCGUUAGAUUUUUUAUCCAGCGUUCUUCUAUAUUUUCCACGAAUCCAAGAUGAUGUACUGGCUGUUUGCUAGAUUUAUUGAGAUAUUUUUUUAAUUUCGGUAAUGAAAUCGUUGACACUUUUGGAUAUAUAUUUUAAAAUUAAUCAUAACCGUAUAUCACUAAAUAGAUGCAGGUAAUUUUUUCCUUGUAAUUGUCAAUGGCGGCGUCUUGUGCCUAUUCUCAAUAUGUUGUAACAGAAUAAAUAUACGAUGAUUUUUCUGUAAAUAGAAUCUCUCAUUGCGACAUGCUGUGGGCAGUUUUCUGAAAGCAUCACUCUUUCGCUUAUUGAAUAAAAAUGAAUACUCUUUAAAAAAACAAAUCGGUUUGAUGCCGCCUUCUGCUCAUUUAGCAUCUCGGCAAUAACUCGCAAUAAAUCAGUAUUAAAAAUUUUGAGAAAUGAGAAUCAGUGCUGUUUUUAAAAUUAAUUUCCGUAUUGUAAUCGUUGAUAUUCCUGUCGAAUGGCAAUAAUCGAACACUUAAUUAUUAUUUAAAACGGAACGAUUUUAAAAUGGUUGUGUUUGAGUGUACUUAAGUUAUUGUAUUAUUUUAGUACCUAAUUUAUUGUAUUUUACAUCAUUUUUGACUGAUAGGACGGUACUUUUACAUUGUAAUCGAGUUCAUCACGUUAUCGCUACUUAAAGAUAUUAAUAUGUUCAACGAUCUCAUAUUCAUUCGAUUUUUUUAGGCUUAGAACAUUAGGAAGUGCUUUACUUGCUGAAAUGCUUGUGUAAUCAUUACCUUUGAUCAAGGUAUAUAAUAUUUCGAAACCACAGUGGUUUUAAAAAGAUGAACAAAUAUUUAAGGGUUUUUUUUAUAAUUUAAAGAAAAGCGGAGGAAAAUAUUGCAUUUUAUAAUGCUAAGAUGUUAAUUAAAUCUAUUAAAACCUAAAUGAUUAAGAUAACAUUGAAGAAUGUACAUUAUAGAGGAAAACAUUUAACGUUGUCCAAUAUUACUCAUUUUGAUAACCAAAUACUUCUUCCAUUUCUUCUUCUUGCUUUAAUACUCUUUUUCUUGCAACUCCUGUGUGUUACGUGACUUUCUUAAGACUAUUUCAGUCAGUUUGUCGCCUUUAAGUCCCCCUUGAAGACAAUUUCUGGUGUAUUAAUGUCUAAUUUCUGGUCCUUCUUUCUGUACCGCAAGAUUCACUCCUGUGAUUGAUCUUAAGACGAUAACAAACAUCUUGAAUGCAGUUGGUUGUUGCAAAUGUUAGAAUUGUAUGCAAUUAUGUUCAAAUGUGUGGGAAUUGCUUUAUAUUGAUGCAUUUGUUAAAGCAAAUAAUGAAUCUUAGGACGCAGGACACCCUUGUUGAUGUUUUUACACUAAUUGUACCUUUUGACUGGAUGUGUUCAUUCCUCCACAGUUAAAUAUUGCCUGGUUUUGUGGUAAUUCCUAUUGAUUUGGGCAACCUAGUGUAUUUUUCGAAAAUGAAGGGACAAGUGGAUAAACAAUAAUGUUCAUAAAAUCAUUCUUUUGUGUUUCUACCUGGAACUUUUGUUUAAAACUAUUAAGUAUUACAAAAAAAAUAUGAAUUUAUUCAUAACACACUGAAAGAUAAAUAUUGGUGCUGCAGAUGGACAAAGGAGACAAAUCAUGAAAGACCGACGAUAAGAACAACAAUAUAUUUUAUUCAUUCAGUAUAUUAUAUAAACGAAUUUAAAAAUAUUUGAAGACGGCUCUGCCUGCAUAGCAACAGUAAACAAUCGUAACGGUUUUUUUUUAAUUCCAGGAAAUCAUUUGUAUACCUGUAUUUUAUUUACAAACAUUUAGCGCCAAAUUAUCAUCUAUCUUCCUUAUGGAAAAUUACCAGAAAAUUAAGCAUUAACACUAGCCUUGUAUUACUCAUAACUUUGUUUCACUUGCACCAACACAAGUGUAGUAAAAAUAGACCGUUAAGAUACAUCUAUAACUGCAAACAACAAAAUUCUAUCCUUCUCUGCAAAGUAACUCAUCAGUCUCUUUAUCCAUUUGACCCUUCAAAUCUGUUUUACUAUUUUUUGUAUAAAUUGAGUUCAAUCCUCUUCCAAUUAGAAAAUACUGGAUCAAUUUUAUAAAAAAAAAAAAUUUCACAACUUUAAAAUGAUUCCCACCACGAAAGCAGUGCUACUGAAUAAUUUUUUGAAAACAUGUUGUUCUUCUCUUUUUUAAUCUCUGCCUCUUGUUUCAAAUCUGGGUCCAUUCGAUGCUGGGAAUACAGAAAAAUCGCAUGAGGCAGGAUCGGGUAGAUGUUCUACUACAGGGAUCUUAAUGCUUGGCUAAAAACCCCUUAACAGACAGUGCAUGAAAAAACCAUCGCUUUCUUUUUGAUUUCUAAUAAUUCAGCAACAGCAACAUAAAGGAUAUGUUUCUGUAUCGAAUUGUCUGAGUUUAACAAGGAAUUUCACAUUAACUUGUAUUCAAUCACGAAUCUUCCCUUAUUGGACCACUUAAACAUCUGAGUAUGCAUCUUUAAUUUCCUUCCUUUAAUAAAGGAUACGUUUCUGUAUCGAAUUUUCUGAAUUUAACAAGGAAUUUCACAUUAACUUGUAUUCAAUUACUUAUCUUCCCUUAUUGAACCACUUAAACAUCUGAGUAUGUAUUUCUAUUUCUUUCCUUUAAUAAAGGAUACGUUUCUGCAUCGGAUUUUCUGAGUUUAACAAGGAAUUUCACAUUAACUUGUAUUCAAUCACGAAUCUUCCCUUAUUGGACCACUUAAACAUCUGAGUAUGCAUCUUUAAUUUCCUUCCUUUAAUAAAGGAUACGUUUCUGUAUCGGAUUUUCUGAAUUUAACAAGGAAUUUCACAUAAACUUGUAUUCAAUUACUUAUCUUCCCUUAUUGAACCACUUAAACAUCUGAGUAUGUAUUUCUAUUUCUUUCCUUUAAUAAAGGAUACGUUUCUGCAUCGGAUUUUCUGAGUUUAACAAGGAAUUUCACAUUAACUUGUAUUCAAUCACUUAUCUUCCCUUAUUGAACCAGUUAAACAUCUGAGUGUGUAUCUCUAUUUCCUUCCUUUAAUAAAGGAUACGUUUUUGUAUCGAAUUUUCUGAAUUUAACAAGGAAUUUCACAUUAACUUGUAUUUAAUCACUUAUCUUCCCUUAUUGAACCACUUAAACAUCUGAGUGUGUAUCUCUAUUUCCUUCCUUUAAUAAAGGAUACGUUUCUGUAAUGGAUUUUCUGAACUAUUUGAACUGUUGAACAUUUUUCUGACGGGGCAGAAAUGCAAGGUUCACUUUGAUCGUGAAGCGUUCAUCCUUUGUCUGCAGAAUGAUCAAUAACUUUUUUUAACUUGAUGCAUGUCCCAGUAUCAAUUUAGGUUGCUUGUAUGGUUAGAGCAUUUCUGAUUAUCCUCUUAAUAUACAUUUUUCAAAUGCGAAGUCUUAAACAUUUUUUUAUAAACAUCAACGAGGUUUUGUGUAACUAUUAAUGUGAAUACAUAAGGAUAUUCAUGUCCUGUUUAAACAAGUUUCACAAGUGUCAGUGUUGUCUUUGAGUUUGCAAUUUAAAACGAGGCUAAAUGUGGAAGAGACAUCUGAGUAUGUAUCUCUCCUUCUUUUAAUAAAGGAUACGUUUCUGUAUCGGAUUUUCUGAGUUUAACAAGGAAUUUUACAUUAACUUGUAUUCAAUUACUUAUCUUCCCUUAUUGAACCACUUAAACAUCUGAGUGUAUAUCUCUAUUUCCUUUCUUUAAUAAAGGAUAUGUUUCUGUAUCGGAUUUUUUGAGUUUAACAAGGAUUUUCACAUUUACUUGUUUUUAAUCACUUAUCUUUCCUUAAUGAACCAUUGAAACAUCUGAGUGUAUAUCUCUAUUUCCUUCCUUCAAUAAAAGAUACGUUUCUGUAUCGGAUCUUUCCUUAUUGAACCACUUUAAUAUCUGUGUAUGUAUCUUUAUUUCCUUCCUUUAAUAAAGGAUACGUUUCUGUAUCGGAUUUUCUGAGUUUAACAAGGAUUUUCACAUUAACUUGUUUUCAAUCACUCAUCUUCCCUUAUUGAACCAUUUAAACAUCAGAAUGUGUAUCUCUAUUUCCUUCCUUUGAUAAAGGAUACGUUUCUGUAACGGAUUUUCUGAACUAUUAGAACUGUUGAACAUUUUUCUGACGGGGCAGAGAUGCAAGGUCCACUUUGACCGUGACGCGUUCAUCUUGUGGAUAUACAUCCAAUCUGCAGAAUGAUCAGUGACUGUUUUUAACUUGAUGCAUGUCCCAGUAUCAAUUUAGGUUGCUUGUAUGGUUAGAGCAUUUCUGAUUAUCCUCUUAAUAUACAUUUUUCAAAUGCGAAGUCUUAAAAAAUUUUUUUGUAAACAUCAACGACGUUUUAUGUAACUGCUAAUGUGAAUGAAUACAUCGGAUAUUCAUGUCCUGUUUAAAUGAGUUUAACAAGUGUCCGUGGCUACAUGUGGAAGAGAACGUAUAUCGCCGGUGUCGUUCUAAUACCUCGUAAGCCCAAAAGUAACAUUUUACAGGAGAAGCCAAAAACCGUUCUGUUUAUUUAUUACUAUUACUAUACGAGGUAUUAGAAAAGUUAAAUUUUUAAAGUUUUAAAAAUGUUGUGGGCUACGAGGUUUUCUGUAAUGGUAAAUAUGGGUAACCGCAACAAUUUGACGUAAAAAUCUCAUUUUUGUCCAAAUGAGGGUUACGAGGUAUUAGAACGACACCGACGAUAUGCGACAUCUGUAAAUAUUUUUUUAAUUGCUAAGAUAUUCGACGAUAGUUUAGGUUUAGAUAUUAAUUUACUCACCGACGGCAGAUCUACUUAAAUUUUGUGAUCAAACCUACUUAAUUUUUAAGAUAGCUUUUAAGUAUUUUUAACUAUUAGCCAAACAAGCAUUUCUAUAAGUAAAGCAUUCAUUCGUUUAAUAUUAUUUUCUUGCAAAACAUCCUUUGGUACAGCUAUGCCGUAACUUUUCGGACGCAAUUCGGCAUGUUUUAUUUUCGGUUUGCAUUUUUUUUUUUUUCAUAUUUUUGAAUCUUGCGCAGAUCUAGUCAUGGUGAUCUUUCUUUUUGACAAUACGUCUAAUAUUUAUCAUCACACUAUCCCCGUUUUUCACGUAGACAGACCUGCCUACAUUCCGUAUUAGCUGUGCAUCGAGUAUCUUUAUAAUUAUAAUUAUUAUACGUGUGAUUUCAAGGACCAAUGCGUCUGCCUUGGCCCUAAAAAAAGGGGCUAAGGUACAAUACGAAACUAAGAGCUAUGCUAGACUCCGAACAAACGUAGUAUUAGACUAGUAGUAACGGUCGUUUGUAACAAUUGGAAAAGACGAAAAAGAAUUAUCAGUUUCGAACUUAUUCAGAACUUCUGAACUGAUAGUUUAUCGUUACUACGAUUAAAAGAUUUUGCCAGUUGCUGUAUAUUUGAACAUUAGUUCUAAGUAAGAAUAAUAAAGACUUUAUGCAUUAAAAAUAGUUAUAUUUACUCUAAAAGUUGAUCAAUCGAUAUUAUGCAUAUUUGCUCAAAUUGAUCGGUAGUAAAACCGAGAAAGAGCAAUUAGGUGAAUUCAUCACUCCAGGAAAGGAAUGAAAUUAUAAGUGAAUUCAUUCGGCGUCUUAUUAUCAAUUUACUUUUGAUUCAAUACGCUGUAGUAGUGAUGACGUAAUUUGUGUCCCAUGUAAAUGUCAAAUUCAUUGUCACAAUAUUGUGUUUUCUAAAAGUUAAUUGUAAGUAGAACACAAAUUACAUCACACUAAUAUAGCAAAUCUCUUCAGUCUCUCUUAUGAUGUGAUAUGUCAUUAAGCUGUCAGUUGUCAUCAGAUUUUGACAGUUUCGGGAUAAAAAGGGCUGUUAAUUAAUUUUACAGUUACCAGUAUUAAAAAAAAAUAAACAAAUUAAAUGCAACUUAAAUUUGGUUUCUUUAAUAUACAUAAGAAAUUUCAUUUCUCUACAUAUUAAUUAUUAGCGAUUUUUAAAAGACAUCUCUAUUUCAGUAUUUUUACGUGUGGACUGAUAAGCUCUUAGUUUUGUGUCGCUCAUUUUAAGAAAAUGGUUCAUACUGAUGUUUUUAUACCGUAACUGUAAUAGAAUAGAUUUUAGUGGAGCCCUAAUCGACACAUUUUCUGGUAUUACCUUGUGAUAGUUGUUAGGCAACCAGAAAUGCGUCUCGAAUUGUAUCUGCCAAGUUGCCGAUCGAGCUUUAUACUCUUAUUUCACAUUUGACUGAUAGGAUUUUUUUAUAGUAAUAAGUUUUAUUAUUUCUUAGGCAGCUGUUUGGUUAGAUUUAGAGCGAUUUUAAUGUCAUACUGGUUCGGGUACUAAAAAGCGGAUUAUUAAGACUUUUAAGAGUACAACGUUAUCACGAGCGAUAUCCAGUUUUAAUGUAUGUUUUACACUUUCCCUGUAUGUUUUAAGUUUUUUAUAUUGUCACUGAAGUGCCAAAUUUGGUAGUUUAUACUUUCGGUUUGCAACUUUGCACUAGUUUAACGAAAAACAGGAACAUAAAAGUAUUUAAUUGCAGACUUUUAGGCAUUCCAGUAUGUAAUAAGAUUAUACAUAAAGAGAUUUUAAUAAAUUCAAGUUUCUUUUAUUUCACUUUAAAAAAUUAUGAAUUUGAGUGUAUACACUAUGAACGUCAGAAAAAAAGAUCAGCUGAUUUUUAUCAAGUAAAAAAUCAGUUAGCGUAUAUGUAUACAAUUUUUUGCUGAAGAAAAACGAUAAUUGUCAGUACAAUAAUUGAAAAUAAAUUAGUUUCAUAUAUUAAUAGAUUACCUAAGUCGUGACGUCACAAAGUCGGAGGGGCUAAACCAGCCAUACUUAACCUUUUUUCCUUUGGGCCACAUACGUAUGUUUGCUGUGUUACACGGGUCGCAAUAUUUCUGGAUAAUGUCCUUUAUUUAGGUCAUCCAUUUAAAAUUAGUUAGUGGGAACCUCUAAUAAAUAAAAUACAACACAUACAUAUAUCUCGUCGGGUUAUUGAAAAAACAAGAUACCUCACAUUUUUAGAGUUUCAAGAAAACGCUCUUCAAAAGUUUAAAAUUGAAUAAACAACAUUUCCAAUAAAAAAAAAAACCGAAUUGAAAACGUAAUUAGUCUUUACAAAACAUAAACUAAGAAUAUAUCGAUUAGUAACAACAAAAAAGAGGAAAAAAGCAUCACUUAGCUUAUUUUAGCUGUCUACAUACAGCUGUGGGAUUCUUAUCUUUCGAUACUGCACGUAUUGAGACGCCUAUCUUCGUUCGACACACUGCAAUUCUUAUGUAAUGUCUCUCUCUAUUAGAUACGUAUCAUGUUGAGUUCGUACACAAAAAUCCAUGUGCACUGUGCAGGUCAUAAUAUUCAAUAGCUGUGUCACUUAGCUUCUGUGGAAGGUUCAGGAAGUGUCUAACAUUAUUGGAUAAUGGUAGAUUGUGAUAAUAAUGGUUAAAUUCUACAAAGUUUUAGUAAAUCUUCUUGGCAUUACUAAUGUGCACUUUUUGGAGGUAUUUUCAGAGCCUUUUUUCACUCUUUCAGACAUCCCUGUGUCAGCAUUACAUGGGUUUCUCAAUCAAUGCGAAAAACUGCUGUUUCGAUGUUGUUUAAGUGAUUUAAGAAGUGCUUCUGGUCGUUUUAUCGUGCAAACAAUAUGGAGACGAGCGUCAGCAUGCCUGAAAGGGUGACGUAAUCACCUUAUCGAUUUCGGAUCCAUCGAGAAAGGCCAGAGACGGUUCUAGGCAAAACCAAUGGUUUAGACAAAAAGUAUUCAACAAAAAUAAGUGUUCUGGCUUUUAUCUUGUUUUGGCAGAAACACUAUUAGGAAUCGGACUAAAUACAUUUAGAAAAAAGUUAUGUUUAUCAUGAAUAUAGACUUCGUUCACAUUCGUCUUGAUUAUGCCGUAUAUUAUUUGAACUAUUUUGGAGACGAAAAUGCCGAAAGUGGAGCUAUCUUGUUUUUGCAGUAACUCCUUGAUCAAAACGUGUUCGCACAUUCGGUAAAAACAAACCAAUAAUUUUCACUUCUUAAUAAUAGUGUUUCGGGCCGCAAAGGAAAGCUUGGAGGGCCGCAGGUUGAUUAUGACUGGGCUAAACGAACCUUUCCAAUCAAAUUCAAAAUACAUAAUUCCUAGUAGUAAUUUUUAAUUGUGUGAGUAUAAGGGUGUGUUAAAUAUAAGAGAGUACUGAUAGUUUUUCUUGAAUAUUAUCGAAUACAUGUGUGUCUAAUUAUUAGACAUACAACUUUAACAUAACCUCAAAGUAGAUGGGAAAUGACAGAGUAAAUAAAGGAAACCCAUGACAGGAAACGGAGGAAGAGCACCCACAUGUUUUUUCUGGCGACUAUCUGGCAUUAAAUUUAAAGUAUUUGGAAAUGAUGAUGAACACCAGAGUGCGUCGGCACUUUUGAUCUCAAUGUUCCAGUUUAUACACUGCGCAACUCGGAUUUGUAUCCCUGGCGCAUACAGAAUCAAUUCAUAACCAAUAAAAUAUAUGACAACCGCCUAUAUUCAAACAGCAUUCUUCUGCGCAUCCUGAAUUUGUAUCCCUGGAGUGGAUAUUAUUUUGGAACAUCCAAUUGGUCCGAGUGAGCGAACUGAUUCCUUUAAGCUAUAAACUGCGCUUAGGUAGUCUAUUGAAUCAACUAAGGCCCAAAUUAUUAAUGUCCUGGUAAAGUGACAGUUAAGGUUAUCCUCAUAGAUAAAAUAAUACUAUUGUAUCUACGGUUAUCCUUUGGUUAGAACAAAAAUUGCAAUUUUGAAUGUCCUGUUACGAUUUAUCUUUAGGAUAAACUUUACUCUAACUUUCAGAUAGUAAAUAAACAACUAUUUUCGUUUGUUAAGAUUUAAACAAUAUGACUACAGAAAUAACUACAGUAUAAAGUAACAGUUGUCAUUGUCAAAAAUAAAAAAAAAAAUGGAUGUAUUUUCUGAAAUUAAUAUUUUUCAAUCAUAUUCUGACGACGAUUUAGGGCCGUUUGCACCACUUCCUCUUAGGUGAACCUUAACUUUGAGUAUCACCUAAGUUGCACAUUUCAUUUUCUGACCACAAUUCAAAUAGUUUAAGUUGUACUUAAGUAAUAGUGAAACUAAGCCGAAGGUAUCAUCGGUUUAAGUUCUACUUUGCGUAUUUUUAACGUCAAUCUGACAAGUUUGAUAUGUUUAUCAAUAGAAAAUAAAAUAAUUAGAAUUAGAUAAAAGUGUGGCCGAAAUAAAGUAUAAAUGGAAUUUUUGGAACAUAUUUUCGAUGAUGAUGACGAUUUUGAUGAGUUAAAUUUAAUUAUUUUUACGAUAUCUCGACAUAUUUAUCACAGAACGCAAUAUUUUGAAAGUUUUGAUAACGGUAUAGAAUGUUUAAUAAUAAACUCUUUUCUUUAACUGAAUAGUUUGGUGCACGCUUGGUUUCAGUUUUUAAUUUUUAAUAAUGCAAAAUUACAACACAAAUUUUAAUCAAAUAGAUGACAAUUCGACACUGACAUUGAUUAGUAAUAUACGAAUUCUCUAAAAUUUUACACUGCUGCCAAGUUGUUCUUCAUCUUAGCAUAGAUUUUGUUAAGUGAAACCUAUGCAAAACAUACCAAACUUAAGGUUCACCUUAAGUCAAGGUACACCAUAGCUAAACCGUAAUCGUAAGUUGAAGUGGUGCAAACGGCCCAUAGAAGACUUAGAAAUGUGGGUUGGAAUUGUAUUGAUAACGCGUAAUGUGAGGUUAAAAUGUAUCCUGCCGAUUACUAACAUUAACUUUACCAGGAGAUUAAUAAUUCAGCCCUAAGUCAAAUGUUAUGUUGUCAAGCCUUCAAUGAAUUUGACAAGUAAUUAGGCUUUCCAAACAAAAUGGUUGCCCGUAGGUAAUGACAGAUGCCACUGACAGGCACAUUAUAGAUUAUGAUAUGGCAACACUGUUCGCCUUGUGAUUUGACAGGGUCAAUGAUAUAAAUAGCUAUAUAGAUUGAUCAUCCUUGUUUUUAAAAAUAAACAAGCUUAUGCUAAACCGGCAAUAUGGCCGCUCCCAAACGACCCGCUUUGAGCAAUCUAUAUAACUAUGUAUCAUUGAUCCUAUCAAUGACAACAGUGCCACAGGGUUGCCAUAUCUAAACUGUCAAUUCCCACUGACAGCAUUUUGACAGAUCGUUGGAAUGUCUAAUUUUCUUUUUCAAAUAAAUUUUAUCAGUUCAUGUGAUACCUACUGAUAACAUUACAAUAUUUGUUUUGUAGUGGUUUUUUUGUUUUGUUUAUUAUUAGAUUAUGAUUCCUUUCUUUCGUUAAACUUCAAGGGCAACUUAGAGUAGGUAACUGUAAAAAUUAUUAUCAAGUUGACAAGCAAUAAGCAUUGUGAGACAGAAUGAACAACCCUCUAUUUUUGUAUCCAAUUAUAAUUGUUAAGACAAAUAAAAAUGGUUUAGUUUCACUUGAUGUAAGUGAACCCUUGCUGAAAAACAAACUGUAAAUAGUGUAUUUUAUCAGAGGGUCUGAAUGAUUGUGACAAACCAAAUGGUCAGAAAUAAAAAACUUUUAGAUAUUAAGACAAAUAAAUCUAGGUAGUCGUUUUAUGAACAAAUUUAAAUGUAAAUGCUCCAUGAGUGAAAUGUAAGAAGUAACAACUAAUUUAAAAACAGAUUUAAAUAAAUUAUUAAAGAUGUUUGGUUAAGCGACAUCUAGAUUGACAUUGGCAGGUCAACUGUGUUCUCAUGAGUGAUAAUAAAACUGUCAAUUAAAAAUCCAAGACUAACCUAAAAUACUUUUUAACAUUUCGUUUAAAUAACUGCUCAACUUAAAACUUAUUUGUUUCCUUCAUAGGUAAAAUGGUGAUAUACCCAUUUUUAGUUUCAUUUAAAGCUAAUUCUCCAUUAGUUUAUUAUUUUAUACAAUUUGAAAACUUCCAUUAACAACAGGAAACUCCCAUUAUGUGCAGCUUUCGGAAGACCUUGACCAACCAUGGAUCAUUAAAAAUGGAUGCUCUGUUAAAUGUUGAAUAGAUAGAUUGUGAGUAACAUUCUUACAAUUGACUAACCCUAUAAGCCUAUUUCUAUCAGGUUGUCAUUUAUGCCACGACUGUCAAAAAAUAUAUUUUUUUAAAUGUAUAAUAUAUUUAAUCUCCUCAUUGGUUUAAAUUUAAAAAAAAAAACUUGUAUACAGUAUGAUUGUUUUGGAAGAAAGUUUGCUUUUAUGUUAGUUGUUUACUUCUUAAAUUUUGCUUUAAAAAAUAACAAAAUAUCCUACCAUGGUUCGCAAAAUGGAUCCUUUAAACGUUGAUUAAAGAACCAUCAGAAGUUUUUGAUAGCGCCAUUCCAAACAUUACUCAAAUGAAGGCUAUCAAGAAAUUCUCGUAAUUUGUACUUGUUAACACAGACAUUAACAUUUAGCUGUUUGUCGUAUGUAUUUUAAAGUUACUGUAGUUCUAAGUAAUGUAUAAUUUUUUUCAUAGAACUUAGUCUUAGUGUAUGUAGUAUGUAUCUCUGUGUGUAGUGUAGAAUGCGGCGCGUGUUGUCGCAAAUGCACUGUAGUACAGUCGUUCUGAAUAAAGUAGUUUACAUGAAGUAGACAUUAUGCUUGAUCAAUCCUCUUUUGAUUAUAUAUGCUUGAGAUGCCCUAAUAUCGGCUCUACAGUCUCCAAAAUUAGAGUGGCUAAAAUGUUAUUAACAAUUUCAUCGUUUCGCGAAAGAGUGAUCUCUUCUAACUUAUUUAUUUACUCGUUAAUGCAUAAUCUUUAAGAAGUAAGUUUUAGUGAUUUAGAGUAUUUGUUUCACAUAUUUUUCUUAAAAUGUUUAAUAAAAGUUCUUCUGAGAAAUACAAUGUAUUAAAUAAAUAUGACAGAAACUUUUAAAUUGAUGAAAAUCUCUGCACCAAGCCAAUGGGCAGUAUGCAUAAAAACUAAGCAGCUGAUUUUACUUAAAAAUUGGUACCAAAUAAUGUUUAUUUUCCAGUAAAUAACAUUUUAAUUUUUUUGGAAGAUUAGCGAGUAAUACGUACUUCCCAAAAAUCUAGCUAGACAUUUUAUUCAUUAGAAAAUAAGUAAAAUUUGCUCCAAAAUUUAAAAAAAAAAUCUAGCCAUCUAACUUGUACAGAUAUGUUGAUCCUGGAAAAUAUAGUUCAAAUUUAUCAUGAUUUCUCUCUGAAAGCGUUAUGUAUAGGUUGACUGGUAAUGACAGAUUUUGUGCAACUUUUUUUAAUGUAUACAUCUCUUAAGUUAUGAUUAUUAUAGGUUUUUAACAUGUUUUAGCCAAUUAUCUAAGAGUACUCGCAUGUAGCGGCGUCACCAAGCGAAUUUGAAUUUGUAUUGAAAGUGGAUAAUUCC